Molecule: messenger RNA, 2976 nt
Organism: Closterium sp. Naga37s-1
Lineage: Eukaryota; Viridiplantae; Streptophyta; Zygnematophyceae; Desmidiales; Closteriaceae
Source: the annotation of a GenBank genome assembly
AUGGCCACUUUCCACGUUGGCUGUCCGCUCACGCUGAGGCCCAUAUGUCGCUGCUCUCUCGGGUCUGUCGGACCACUGGCUGCCUGCCACGUGGACGCGCAGACGGCUGUGUUGGCGUGGUCCCUGUGGGAGCGCGGGAAGCUUGGGGUGGCGGGGGGGACGAGGACGGGGGGAGGGGGGGGGACGGCGGAAGGGGAUGCGGAAGAGGGUGCUGCUGCUGUAACGGACGCUGCUGUGUCGAAUGAUGCUAUAACGGAUGAUGCUGCUCUUCUUCCCCACCCCUCCCUCGUCCUCACCUCCCCCCUCGUCCCCACCCUCAUCCCCACCUCUCCCGUGGACCCCACCUCUCAUCUUAUCCCCACCUCUCCCCUCAUCCCAACGUCUCCCGGCAUUCCCGGCUGUCCCCUCCAUGCAGACGGCGGGGUGAUCGAUCAACCAUUCCUGCAAGCCACACAAGCUCCUGCCGCUGGUUACCACGCGGCUGGUUACACGCCUGGCUUGGAGUGGGGCAGUGGGGGGGAGGCAGUGUGGGGGCACUCUGCCUUCGGUGGCCAGGGGCUGGAUCACCCACACGGACUCCUUCACUCUGCAGUAGCAGUGGCAGGGGACGCCAUUCCCAAGCCUAGAAUCCCGGGCCCCAGGCGUCCUCCCAAGCCUAAGAUUUCCGGUGCUGCUGCUGGCGCUGCUGCUGGUGCUAGUGAUACUGGUGAUGGUGCCGGUGCUGGUGGUGGUGGUGGUGCUGCUGGUACCGCUGGUGGUGGUGGUGGUGGUGGUGGUGGUGGUGGUGGUGGUGGUGGUGGUGGUGGUGGUGGUGGUGGUGGUGGUGGUGGUGGUGGUGGUGGUGGUGGUGGUGGUGGUGGUGGUGGUGGUGGUGGUGGUGGUGGUGGUGGUGGUGGUGGUGGUGGUGGUGGUGGUGGUGGUGGUGGUGGUGGUGGUGGUGGUGGUGGUGGUGGUGGUGGUGGUGGUGGUGGUGGUGGUGGUGGUGGUGGUGGUGGUAGCAUUGUCCGUUCCGGCCACAAGACAGUGCGUGGGGAGGGGCAGCCCAGCAGGGCAAUGGCGGCGAGCGGGGCGCAUGAAGGCCAUGGAGAGGGUGGUGCUGGUGGGGAGGAUGAUGGGGGAGCAGGUGCUGUGGGUGGGCCGGGAGAGAAGGUCGGAGUGAAGGUGAAGUUAAAGCGUAGAGUGAAAGUGAAGCUUCCUGAAGGGAAGAAGGUAGUAGGUGUGAGUGAAGGUGGGCGUGGCGAGAAGGGAAUGGAUGGUGAAGCUGCGAUAAGGCGGACGGGAGGGCAGGCAGGAGGGGAAGAGGAUGGAGGGGAGCGGAAGGAGGGAGAAAAGAAAGAAAAGGAAGGGGAUAGAAAGGAGGGAGGAAACAAAGAAACUAAAGCGGAAGGAGGCGAGAGUGGGAAGGGGGACAAGAGGAAAGAGAGAGGGGAGGGAGGGUUGGCAGGGGGUAAGGCGGAGGAAGCAAAUAAACGGGAGAGGGAGGAGAAGGUGAAGGGUCCGAGGAGAGAGGAGGGGGAAGAGGAGGGGGGAGAGGGAGGGAGAGGAGGAAAGAGCGAGAAAAAGGGAGAGGAUGAGAAGGGAAGCAGGCAGGCAGAGGGAGAAAAACGGGGGCUACUUAAAGCUGUACCUGCAAAGAGGGGGAGACCUGUUGGUGGGUCCAAGGCUGCUGCCGCUGCAAUCGCCGCCGCCGCCGCUGCCGCUGCUGCUGUAGCAGCAGGGGCCGCCAGUAACACUGAUGCUGCUGGUUGUGGUGCUGCUGUUGGUGGUGCUGAGGGUGUUGCUGUGCCUUCUGGAGGGGUUGAUGCUGGGAAGGUUGCACCUGAUGAGACGCUGACAGCAGCACGCAAGGACAAGGCGCGUCUGGCUGCUGGGGAGGGGCGAGAAACAGUUGGAAGGGGUGACAACGACGGAGAGAAGGGCAGAGGAAAGAAUAGUGCAGAGAAUGUUGGAGAAGUGAAGGAUGGAGGAAAAGAGUCCGGGGAGGCAGAGGAUGGGGAGACCGCUAAGGGGGGAGAGAGGCCAGGGGGAGAUAGGGUGGGAGGAGGGGGAUGGGGUUGGCAUGUGGCUGAAGGCGACGAGGAGGGCGCGAGGGAAGAGGGGGCAGUGGGUGCAGUGGUGAGCGAGGGAGUAGAUGCAGGAGGAGAGGGCUCUCAGGGGGAGACGGGUGAGAUGGCGAGGGCGAGUAAGAUGGAGGGGAGGCGACAUGGGGGCAGGGAGAGGAAGAGGAGUGGUGAGGAGGUGGCGAGGAGGGAAAGGAGAGAGGGUGGGAGGGGUGACGAUCUGGAAGUGCAGGUGACGGAAGAGAAGAGAGGGAGAGAGAAGCGACAUGAGGAGAAGGGGAGAGAGAAGAGGGGAAGAGAAGAUGGUGUUGUGAGGAGGGGAGAAAAGGAUGAAAGAAAGAGGCGCGGGGAUGAUUGGGAGGAGGAUGCAAGGGAGGAGGAGGGUAAGGAGGACGAUGAGGAGCGCAGAAAAGGAGAGGGGGCAGAAAGGAUGUCAGCCAGAGCGAGAGCAAUGAGAGUGCAGGAGACGGCUGGAGAGGAGGGGAUGAAGCGGGUGGGUGGUGAUGAGACAGGCCGAUAUGAGCAUGAGGAGGAGGGAGAGAGAGGGGACACGGAAAGGGGAGCAGGGAUUUUAAGAGAGGACAAGGAGAGAGGGGAGAGAGGGAGAAGAGGGAGGAAGGGGAGGGAGGCGAGUGAGGGUGGGGAGGGGAGUGUGUGGUGCGGGCUGUGUGGGGGAGAGGAGGAGCAGGGCAGUGCAAAAGCUGCUCGCCUGGUGCCGUGCCCGCAGUGUGGUCGCAGCUUCCACCGCCACUGCCUGCUGGGGAUGGCUGACAACAGAGGUAUGUCUGUGUGCUCUGUGCCUGCUCUGUGCCUGCUGUGUGCCUGCUGUGUGCCUGCUGUGUGCCUGCUGUGUGCCUGUUGUGUGCCUGUUGUGUGCCUGUUGUGUGCCUGUUGUGUGCCUGCUGGGUACGGCUAG